AUGGCUUGGGCAUGGACGGAGACGCUAGCAGUGUCGACAGAAGACAGGCCGAAAAUUCCUCCGGUGCAAUCAUUCAAGCCACCUGUCGACGCAAAGGUGCGUGAGGAUCCACGACACCUGCACAAUGCGAGCAAACCAGGUGGAAGGAACGAAGCAGAUCGUUGGGUCAAGUUUGCAGCGGCGGCAUUCCAGCAAGCAGGCAUUCGCCGCGGAGACGCCGAACAGCUUGCCUUCGAGGAUGGCUUUGGCAACUUCGACGAAACUCCCGCACGUGUGUGGACCGUGCCAACCCGAAAGGUCGGCACUGGCGAAGUUUUCUCAGGGCCCAGGGUAUCUUGUGUACUUGUGUUAUAA
This is a messenger RNA of Symbiodinium sp. CCMP2456, 354 nucleotides long. Lineage: Eukaryota; Dinophyceae; Suessiales; Symbiodiniaceae. The record is from the annotation of a GenBank genome assembly.